Messenger RNA from Penicillium vulpinum, 1296 nucleotides. Its product is annotated as putative salicylate hydroxylase. Gene Ontology annotation, molecular function: monooxygenase activity; FAD binding. Lineage: Eukaryota; Fungi; Ascomycota; Eurotiomycetes; Eurotiales; Aspergillaceae. The coding region runs from base 1 to 1296 and encodes 431 amino acids. The transcript is spliced from 6 exons. The record is from RefSeq and is a predicted model, not a curated record. Gene Ontology annotation, biological process: secondary metabolite biosynthetic process.
AUGGCGACCUCUCACAACCCCUUGAAGGUGAUUAUUAUUGGAGCUGGAAUCGGGGGGCUGACAUGCGCAAUUGCUUGUCGACACGAGGGCCUCGAUGUAAGCAUUCUUGAGCAAGCUCCCAAGAUUAUGAUGGUCGGUGCUGGAAUACAAGUACCUCCGAAUGCGGCGCGAGUUCUUGGAAAUUUCGGCUUAAUGGAUAAAAUCCUGAGCCGCGCUAACAUUGUAGAAUCGAUUGACCUUCGUCACUACAAAAGUGGAGAAAUUCUCACUUCGAGACCCGGUGGCUCCCAAGUCGAGCAGGAGUUUGGCUCACCGUGGCUAGUCAUACACCGAGCGGACUACCAGACGAUUCUGAUGGAAGAAGCAAUUCGAUUGGGUGCCAACCUGCUCUUAGAUUCUACGGUCACUUCAGUCGACUUCGACAAAACGGAAGUUGUGUGCGCAAAUGGACAUACUAUCAAGGGUGAUGUGGUCAUCGGUGCGGACGGUUUGUUAUCCCGUGGAAAUAGACUUCUGGGUCAGGAAUCUCGACCAAUUGAGACUGGUGAUAUGGCCUACCGCGCCACUUUCGCCCGAGAACAGUUGUUGUUGUUAGGCGAUUCUCGCAUAGAAGAUCUAUGCGAGGAGUCUGUUGUUUCAUCAUGGAUUGGCCCAGGUCGACACUGCGUCUUCUACCCACUCAAUUCUGGUCAACAAUUCAAUCUCGUUUUAGUCCGACCGGAUAACCUGCCGUCAGAUGUCAGAUCUACUGCAGGCGAUAUAACCGAGAUGAGAGAUACAUUUGCAUCAUGGGAUGAGAUAUUAACGAAAAUGAUUUCAUGCAUCGAAACCGUCUUGAAGUGGAAGCUCUGUCACCAUGAGGAGCUGGAGACUUGGUACAAGCAAAACGUCGCGCUACUAGGCGAUGCCUGUCACCCAACACUGCCGUACCAAGCACAGGGAGCGGCUAUGGCAGUUGAGGACGGAGCAGUGCUUGGAAAGCUGCUUGGUCUGCAUUCUCGUGACCGGCCGGAUGGAGCAACAGAAGGUAUCCCAAGGAUCCUCCAGCUAUAUGAAUCGUUGCAAAAGGGUCGUUCAACUACCAAUGUGAACGGCGCAAAAGCGAACCAGCGACUGUAUCAUCUACCGGAUGGUCCAGAGCAGGUUAAGCGGGAUAUCAUGCUCAAAAAUGCCGACUAUAAAUCUCCGAGCAGCCUGAGCUUUGUCGAUGUGAACUAUCAGACGGCUUUGUUAGGGUGCGAUUGCAUUGCCGAAGCAGAGGCCGCAUUCCACAAGUUGAAAAGCGUGGAUGUCUAG